This is a messenger RNA of Musca vetustissima, 1860 nucleotides long. RefSeq lists its product as uncharacterized. The coding region runs from base 1 to 1860 and encodes 619 amino acids. Lineage: Eukaryota; Metazoa; Arthropoda; Insecta; Diptera; Muscidae. The record is from RefSeq and is a predicted model, not a curated record. The transcript is spliced from 3 exons.
AUGGGCAAUUGCAAACAAUUUUUUACAUCAAAAGGAGCUGGCCAAUGGUUUUUGUGGUCUAUAACGUUGAUAUUCAUUACUGCCUUGUGUACCUUUACCAUUUUGGAAGUGAAAUCUUUGGAGGAUGAGGAACCCUCUGUGAUACGAAUUAUUCUGAAUACCAUAACGCAAAAAAGCGCCAAGACAAAUGGAGAUAAUUUGCCGACAAAUAACCAAUUUGUUUUGGUUAAUGUGGAGAGUGUGCAAGGCAACAAAGCCAUAGUGACACAAGAAGAAGGAGAAGAAGUAGGUGAAGACAAUACAACUGGAGAAUUGGAAAGAAAAGUGCGAGAUACUGAGGGGAAUACGCCAGCGAAUGUGAAUAAAACCAAUAACUCAUACUAUGAGGAACAAACACCAGUUUUGGUGUAUUCCAAGACAGACCAAGAGCCGCCAUUGUCCUAUAGACAGUCUGCCCCAACACCUUUUGAACACGGUUCACACGAAGAGCAACCGUACUAUGAUGAUUCAGUUAAUGACGACCAUGGUUAUUAUAGACCACAAUACGAUGAUGACUCCAGGGAAGAUUUUCCAGGUCCCCAGGAUUAUCCAACUGAUGCAUAUUCAGAUCAGGGUAGAUCGUCACAAAAUCAACCAUAUGAUUCCUAUUAUAGACAAUGGCAUUAUGCAACACCAUCACCAGUGUCAUCAGCAUCCAGUAGCAGUGUGAUGGCUACCCAGAGUUCACAAGGAAAUCGUAAAUUACAAACAAUGACAUCGGCACCUAAUGCAGGUGACAAGCACAGAGAUCCCUAUUAUGAUUAUGACUAUUUUGGUUAUCGUCAGAGAUCACCGCCAUAUCAUCCACAGCAACAACAAAUGCAAAGCUAUCAUCCUUCCCCAUCCACGACCAAUACAGCUGUACAAAAGCAAAAAGAAGAAAGCAGUGAAUUGAAUCUUAUAACCAUUUUGAAAACCAUCAAGACUAUGUGGGAUUUAUAUCAAUCAUUUAUUUCUGCAUGGAAUUCUAUGGCCGAACAUCAAAACCGACAAGAAGAAUUGAGGAGACAAAAAUUGGAAGAGCUACAGCAGCAGCAAAAGUUAAGAAUCAAUUCAAAGAAACCAACCAAAAUCGAGAAUAGAAAGAAACCCGAAAACAACAAUAACAAAAAUCCCAAGACAAAUGCUAAGCAAACAACGACCAAAGGACCUUCCACAAAAGUAAGCACAACAACAUUGGCUAGUAGUGCCGAAUCAUCUACUGAAGAGGAAGAAAUGCAGGUGACAUCACCGAAAGUCAAACAACAACUAAAUAAGGCUAAAGUUGAGCCACGCAAGGCGCCAAAAGGCGAAAAGACAGCGAUCACUGAAGCGGAAGGUUUACGGACAAAAAGACAGACGGCCAGUGAAUCCACAGAUGUUGGUGAGGGCCGUUACAUCAAAGGGGAUCCGUUGAAGGGCUAUUAUGAUUUCGUCAUUACUGAGGGUUCAUACAAAUUUUGGGCUGUAUUUCAGGUUGGCACAGCUUUAUUGAUUAUUUAUUCAACAUUUGCUGCUAUUUACUAUUCAAAAGUAAAUCCUCUUGUAAGUGAUUACGAUUACACGGAUUACUUGGGAGGUGCACGCUCCUUAUCUGGAGGUGAUCUGGAUUUCGUCGAUGAUGAGACGACCGAGAACGGUGUAAAGCAAUCGAAAGGAUGGCUCGAUUGGCUGCCACGAACAGGUCAUUCACUGAAGUUUAUAUUGGAUGCCAUAGAUAAGCUGCCGGUGGAUCAUGAUGUCGCCAAAGAAGCCAAUGGCAAUGCCGAAGAAUGGUUGGAAAGCACAACAGCGGACAAUGAUUAUUCCGAGGAUGAAAGCUCCAACAAUAAGGCCAUGUAA